GUGACUGUAUGUCUUACCUUAGAAGAUGACAACUACACUUCAGGCUUUUGUUCAGUACCUGGAUCCCAAAACUCUACCCAGGGUGCUACAGAUACAAUCUGGAUUUUAUCAUGGAGGUUCCCAUUAUGAACUCUCUGGAAAUGAAUGCUCUCUUUCAACAGGAGAUGUUAUCAAAAUCAGAAUUAAAGUCAAGAAAGUCAUAGCAACUUACAAUGAAUACAGCAAGUUGCCUGCAGCAGAGCUUCCACCUGAUUUUCCAGGCUUGUUCUCAGUCAUGGCUGAUAAAAACCCAUAUCACUCCAUUGAAGAAAUCGUACAGGCACUACCUAUUGGACCCUUUGGCAAUCCAAACCUCUAUAGCGAUUCUGAGAUUCAUAUAGGAGACAUAACCAUCGACAAAGGCAAAGCCAUCAUAUUCAACUCUGUGGAAGAAAUAAAUGGAGUCAAGUCAAUCAUAUGUAAAGUGACAAUAGAGGGAACAGAUCAUUCAUUUAUUCUACCUCUGUCCCAUACUGGAAAGUUUUAUGAGUGCCAGGAUGAAAGAAUUUAUACACUCAAAGAGAUUGUAGACUGGAAAAUCCCAAAGAACAGGGCCAGGACUGUAAUACUUAAAGAUAUCAUAGGAAAUUGCACGAGUCAAAAACUUUGCUACAGUGCUUUCAUUAAAGGAAUGAUGGUUGUAAAGCCUGUCUAUGAACUAAAGGUACUGACGCAAUAUGGAGAGUUUUUUAACCUCGCGUCAGAUCUAGAUGUGGAAGUUUUAGAUAUUACCCAACACUGUGAUUUAACACUCUUCACCCAAAUAUUAACUACUCAGGAUAUCUUUGAAAAAACAACCAAUGAAUUUCCACUAAUUGUAGAAAUUCUAGAAGGGCCAUUAAAACAUUGCAAAUCUUACAAAGCAUUAAGAUGUGGCAGAAGGAUCAUUGUUCACAAAAAGUAUCAAGCUGAUAGAAUUAUUGCCUCAGAGUCAAGAAGUGAUACUCCAAAGAGACAUUUUCUUAUUCCAUCCAGCUACACAGGAAAAUUUAAAAGGAGACCCCGCUUCUUCCCAACUGUCUUUGACCUUAAUAUCACCAAGAGAGAAAUGACUGACCUAUAUGUGGUAGCAACAAAAUCAUUUCAUACAGUACAUACAGAAUUUUCAUCACUGAAUGUUGGAGACAUGUUGCAGGUAAAGAUGUUUACAUCCUGUGAAGUCCUUUGUGAAGGAACAAAAACUAUUAUAGAUACCCUGGAAUGUAUAAAGACGAAUGAUGGAAACUCUGUGAAAGUCAUUCUUCCACUCUAUGUAGAAGGUGGCUUCAUGGAGAUUGUGCACGAUAGCAAACAAUACUCCCUAUCAGAACUUUGCAAUCAUUUUCAGCUACCUUUGAAUGUAAAGGUCUCAGUCAGGGACCUGUUUACAGUAGGAGAGGACAUUUUAGCCAACACAUCAGUAUUAAAACUGGAAGAGCACAUUACAGACUCAUAUUUACUUGUUAGUUUAUGUGACAAACCUGAAGAUGUUUGGGAACUUCCAGUGUUUCGGCUAAAAAUUUCUUUUCUAGUCAUUGAUCAUUUUAAAGGCAAAGUAUUUUCUCUACCAACAAAAACUAACAUAGAAGAAAUUAAUGAAGAGGAAUAUUAUAUGGUGAGAAGAUAUGAAAACCAUGUUCAGCUCCCACCACCACGACCUCCAAAGACUCCAUCAUAUAUAAGUAACUCUGGACCAAAUAUUGCAAAACAGAUGCUCCCAAAGGAUGAAAAUGCUGAAGAAACAUUACAAUUAGAAAAUAGACAGAAAGACAGUUUGCAAGCAUGCAAUGAACUGAGCACGAGCAGCACAACAACACUCAAAGAUACAUUUCAAUAGUACCACUGAGACAACUUCCUAAGGGAAAGCGGAUGUUCUAUGGGGAAAUGUGCCAGCGAGGAGCUUUGUAAAUAUAUUAUCACUUGGGUAGAGAUAUACUGUAGUUUGUGCCAUCUGUACAGAUCUAAAAUGUAUGUUUCUUACUAUCUGCUAUUAAUAAGCUGUGUUGAAUAUUUAUACCUAAUGAUAUACCUAUUUUCAGUGACUGCUAUUAAAUAAGCAUGCAUUUCUCAGUAUCACAGUUUUUUUAGCUAUUAGGGGCUGUAAAUAGAAGUUUAAAAGGGUUAUCCAGAAAAAGAUAUUUAUGACUUAUCCCCAGAAUAGGUCAUCAGUAUCAGAUCUGCGGGGGUGUGACAUCUGGAACCCCCUCCAAUCAGCUGUUAGAAGAGGCCU
This is a messenger RNA of Bufo bufo (common toad), 2248 nucleotides long. RefSeq names its product thymocyte selection associated (gene THEMIS). Gene Ontology annotation, biological process: T cell receptor signaling pathway. The record is from RefSeq and is a predicted model, not a curated record. NCBI's taxonomy places the organism in Eukaryota, Metazoa, Chordata, Amphibia, Anura, Bufonidae.